CACAAGCAUUAUCACACACACAAUGUCUGGGACUUCAAACCUUAAAGAAAGACUGUCACAGCUAGAAGCGUAUCAAAGGCCACAACAACCCUGUGUCCCCAAAAUCCAACGCGUGGCACAGCAUCUCCGAGACCGAGAGCACUUGAAGAAGCACUACUCUCCAAAGCUAGUUUCACUGGGCCCCAUCCACCACGGUGACCCAAAGCUGGAGCUAGGAGAACAGUACAAGCAUAUGUGGGCCUCAACCUACGUCCGCGACAACAACACCACCCCACAAGCCCUAUACAGUAAAGUUGCAGUUGCAGCCAAUGUGGAAGAGCUCAAGGGCAUGUUUGGCGACGAUCUUUUCUCCAACGACCCCCGAGGCUUCGCGAGCGUGGACGAGAUGAUCUCGUGGAUGCUUUUCGUGGACGGGUGCGCGCUUCUGCAGAUUCUCGGAAACGCGGAUCUGAGCAAACCGAAUAAGCUGAACGUGAAGGUGGACCAGCUGGUUCUUGUGAUGAUGGACGUGCUUCUGCUGGAGAACCAGCUUCCGUACGAGUUGCUCAAGCUGCUGUGGGUACGCGACCAGGAGGAAUCAUCGCUGAUCCAAAUGAUGAAACACUUUCUCAAAUGUCAUCAUUGGGCCACCGAAAAGGAUCAUAAUAAAACCAAGCUCAAAGGUUUAACGCUGAAUAUGCCACUUGUUCAUCUUCUCAAUCUUCAGCGCACUAUCAUCCUGCAUGACCCUCAAGAUAAUCAGAAAAAGCAGAACCAGAAUAAUGACCCAAAUCAAAACACUGGUGAAAGUGAAAUGGUCACAUACAGAAACAUAAAGGAGUUGAGAGCAGCAGGGAUCGGAGUGAAGAGCAGUAGAACACGUAGGCCGAGUGACAUAUCAUUCUCCAAGGGUUUUCUCCGUUCAGAAUUGACGCUUCCAGAGAUCGUGGUAGAUGACACAACAGCCAAUACCAUGUUGAAUUUAAUAGCCUAUGAGAUGUGUCCAGAUUUUGAGAACGACUAUGGAAUCUGCUCUUACGUCUCCUUCUUGGACUCCCUCAUAGACCACCCUGAUGACGUGAAGGUGUUGAGAUCGGAAGGAAUUUUGCUGAACUCGCUUGGGAGUGAUGAGGAAGUGGCCGAACUCUUCAACAUCAUAGGCACUGACCUGGUGCCUGACAUGACCAAAUAUGCACGUACCAGGACUCAAAUUGAGAAGCAUUACAAAAAUAAAUGGAAGACUUGGUUCACUCUCGGUUGUCAUAACUAUUUCGGCAACCCUUGGUCUAUCAUUGCCUUCCAUGCUGCAGUGUUAGGGCUUGCCCUCACUUUUAUCCAAACUUGGUAUGCCAUUCACCCCUGAAAGAAAUAAUACGAGACAUGAUACGUUUACGUACGUGGGCAUGCAUUCACUGUGGCAUUCAAUCUGUUGUUGUUUUGUAUGGGAAUUAAUGUUAUUAUAAAUAACAUUAUUACAUAUAUGUAAAAUUUUCAAGUGGAU
Molecule: messenger RNA, 1480 nt
Organism: Cajanus cajan (pigeon pea)
Lineage: Eukaryota; Viridiplantae; Streptophyta; Magnoliopsida; Fabales; Fabaceae
Product: UPF0481 protein At3g47200
Source: RefSeq, a predicted model, not a curated record